GUAGGGAUUUCAUUGCCCCUUGCAAAUGCAAAGGGACAUCAAAGUAUGUUCAUCGUGAUUGCUUGGAUCACUGGAGAGCUAUAAAGGAAGGUUUUGCGUUUGCACACUGCACAACUUGCAAGGCUCCUUAUUAUCUGAGAGUUCAUGGUGCUGGUGAUAGGAAAUGGAGGACCUUGAAGUUUCGCUUCUUUACAAAAGUAAAAUGGGCAAAGGUAUAA
Molecule: messenger RNA, 218 nt
Organism: Eruca vesicaria subsp. sativa (arugula)
Lineage: Eukaryota; Viridiplantae; Streptophyta; Magnoliopsida; Brassicales; Brassicaceae
Source: the annotation of a GenBank genome assembly